AUGCAGAAUUCUAAAACUGAUGAAGGUAAGCUUUCGAAGACCUCAAGUUUUGUCCAAUAUGACUAUACAAGAUCUAAUUCUACACACAACGAUCACUCGAAUAACAAUAUAGAUUCUACUGCCUCUGCUUCUAAUACUAGAGGUAGUGGUGGUGUUUGGCAUUCUUUUAAAGAUUCUUUUAAACCCGCUGAAGUUAAAGAAGGUUUAACGACUACAGAACUUGGUAGCGAUGAGAGUUUAAACGAUGUUCAGAGAGCAGCUCAUAGAUCUGCAAAUUCACAGUUAUCUCGUAAGUUAAAAACCAGACACUUACAAAUGAUCGCCAUUGGUUCUUCUAUCGGUACUGGGUUAUUUGUUGGGUCUGGAACUGCUCUUAAUACUGGAGGUCCAGCUGGUCUCUUAAUAGCAUGGGUAAUAAUUUCAACUGGUGUCUUUGCAACCAUGCAAGGGUUAGGUGAAUUAGCUGUAACAUUCCCAGUAAGUGGUGGAUUCAAUUUAUACGCAACAAGGUUUAUUGAACCAGCUGUUGGGUUCGCUGUUGGUUGGAACUACUUCAUGCAGUUUUUGGUCUUAUUACCAUUAGAAUUAGUUGCAGCUUCAAUUACUAUCAAGUAUUGGAAUACCGAGUUGAAUUCUGAUAUAUUUGUUGCAGUAUUUUGGUUGGCAGUCUUAUUCAUUACAUUGUUAGGUGUCAGAGGAUACGGUGAAGCUGAAUUUGUGUUUUCCUUGAUUAAAGUUAUCGCUGUCAUUGGGUUUAUUAUACUAAGUAUUGUGUUGAUCUGUGGAGGUGGUCCUUCACAUGAAUUCAUUGGUGGAAAAUACUGGAGGAGUCCAGGUCCAUUUGCCAAUGGAUUUAAAGGUGUUUGUUCAGUCUUCGUCACUGCAGCAUUUUCUUUUGGUGGUACUGAAAUGGUGGGCUUAACUGCGCUGGAAUCUGAAAACCCAAGAAAGUCAUUACCAAAGGCAAUCAAGGCAACAUUCUGGAGAAUUUGUAUCUUUUAUUUAGUUUCUUUGACAAUGGUUGCAUGUUUAGUUGCUUGGGACGACGAAAGAUUGUUAGGAGCUUCCAGUGUUGAUGCAGCUGCUUCUCCAUUUGUGAUUGCAGUUGUCAAUGGUGGUAUCAAAGGUCUCCCGCUGGUCAUCAAUGCAGUAAUUUUAAUCGCAGUAUUGUCUGUUGGAAAUGCAUCAGUUUAUGCCACUUCUAGGUCCUUGAACUCUUUAGCUGAACAAGGAAUGGCUCCUAAAUGGGCUGGAUAUGUCGAUAGAGCAGGAAGACCAUUAGUUGCCAUAUUGCUUACCAAUAUUUUCGGAUUAUUUGCAUUCAUUGCAGCAUCAGAUAAACAAGUCGAAGCCUUCGAUUGGUUAUUAGCAUUAUCAGGUUUGUCAUCAUUAUUCACAUGGAUUUCUAUAAAUUUCAGUCAUAUCAGAUUCAGAAGAGCAAUGAGAUACCAAAAUAGGUCUACGAAUGAGCUUGCAUUUAUCUCUCAAGGUGGAGUUUACGGGUCAUGGUACGCAUUAACUCUCAAUGUGCUUGUUUUAAUUGCUCAAUUUUGGAUUGGGUUGUUCCCAAUUGGAGCAAAGCCAAGCGCAUAUGAGUUCUUCUUAGCUUAUUUGGGCUUACCAACAAUCCUUGUAUCUUGGUUAGGUUACAAACUUUGGAGUAGAGAUUGGAAAAUGAUUAUCAGAGCCAAGGAUAUUGAUAUCGAUACAGGAAGAAUAAAUAUCGAUCUUGACGUUCUCCAACAGGAAUUAGCCGAAGAAAGAGCAGAAAUAGCAUCAAAAUCUUUCCUUAUAAGGUGUUACAAAGUUUGGUGCUAA
Molecule: messenger RNA, 1818 nt
Organism: Dujonia railenensis
Lineage: Eukaryota; Fungi; Ascomycota; Pichiomycetes; Serinales; Debaryomycetaceae
Source: the annotation of a GenBank genome assembly